GAAAAAUAUGUCUCACUGUUAUGACGUAUAAUUAAGGAAAACCCACGUUUUUAGCCACCUACAACCCCGGAAGAAAAUCUUGAAAUCUCCCAAAAAUUAUUUAUCGAGACGUGAAAAAUGUUCCCGAACGAUUUUAACUUACAGCGGAAUAAAUAUUCCUGUGUUAAAAACAUGGCGUGGUUAACCCCAGAAAAUCCCUCCAAAUUGUUUUUAAAUCCUUCCUUGACCACGGAUAAUCAGGUAUUCAAAUUUACGAAUCAAGCCACAACCGGAAAUGCGUCGCCAGUCAUAAAGAAUUUAUUUUGCUCAAUGAGACGAAAAGAAGAAUUUGAGUCAAAUCGCGCGCUACGAGUACCCGAUUUUGAUUGGCCCGGCCCAGAGGGUUCCUUCGAGUUUAUGUUCCGGCGAGUGACGUUCCAAGUUAUAGUGUAAACACGAUAUCUCUGAUGUAGGUCCAUUAGUUUGAUCGUUCUAUAAAAGGCUGAUUUUAUCUGCUCUGUCCUCGAUUCCUUCCUCUAUGAUGUAAUCUUCAUUUUAUAUAAUUUUUAACUUGUGUGAUAGUUAGGCUAAUUGUCGAGGUCACAAAAAACAUAUCGGGGAUCAAUACCUCUUUAUUCAAGUUGAAAAUACUUCUAGAUUUCACUAUGACCGAGGUUCUGAAUAUUCACCAUGAAGCUAUUGAAGAUUUUUAUGAUAUCGCCCAAGAAAUUGGAAGCGGGCAAUUCGCAGUCGUCAAGAAACUUUCAGAAAAAGCUUCUGGUAAAGAAUUUGCAGCUAAAUUCAUGAAGAAGAAAAGAGCGAAAUCUCUUCGACUAGGAAUGACUUCAGAGCAAAUCUUGCGCGAAGCAAACGUUCUUCGCUCUAUUAACCACAAAGGAAUCAUUUAUCUACACGAUAUUUUUGAGACUAAACUAGAGUUCAUACUGGUUCUUGAACUAUUAUCUGGAGGUGAACUUUUUGAAUUUUUGAGCGAGCAAGAAUAUUUAACAGAAGAUGAGGCUGUCGGAUUCUUGAAGCAAGUAAUCGAGGCGAUCGAGUACUUACAUCAACGCAGCAUCGUACACUUGGACAUUAAGCCAGAGAACAUAGUGCUUAAGAGUGAGGGCUCUACUCAAAUCAAGCUGAUAGAUUUUGGUUUAGCAAGGGAGCUGGCUAAAGGGGAGAUGGUUAGAGAAAUCAUGGGUACUCCAGAGUUUGUUGCUCCAGAAAUCAUUGCAUUUGAACCAGUUGGAACCGAGACAGACAUGUGGGCUAUUGGCGUGCUAACCUACAUCAUGUUAAGCGGCGCAUCCCCAUUCCUUGGCGACAGCGAUACAGAGACAUUCAAUAAUAUAUCUCACGUGGACUACGAGUUUGAUGACGAGUAUUUUAAGGACCUCAGUUCAUCCUCAAAAGAAUUCAUAUCAGACUUGUUGUUGAAGAAUCCUAGGGACAGAAUGAGCGCGGAAGAAUGUCUGAAACAUGAAUGGUUGCAGGAACAAGAUGAUAAUGUAGAUAGUCUUGCUACGAGCAAGUCUGAAGCAUCCAGGAGCGAAGCAAAGACAAGAAGAUCUACACUCAUCAAAACCGAAGCCUUUAAAAAGUUCACUGCACGUGCGCGAUGGCAGAAAUCUGUGAACAAAUUGAUCGCAAUCAGUCGAUUUGCUCUCCUUAGUAAGAAGAAUGGACCGCUGAACAAAGGAGUGCUUCUUCAGCCUACCGAGUCUGACACAUCCUCUGACACUGAAAACAAUAACGAGUCUCAAUCCAUACCACUUGACAGACUAGAAGACAGUGAUCGGGAGAGUACAGCAGAAUCGACUAACGACGACGAGUCCGAGUGCUUCACGGAUUCACCCAGAACUGCCGAUGAAAAAAGCGAAGAAAUUGCCAUAACAACUGAAAAUGGAUCGGAAAAUGAAAGGAAACGUCUUCAAGACAAAGAGAAUAAACUUAAUAACGAUGAAGAAAAGGAGCUAAUUAAUAAAAUAACGACUCCUGAAUCAAAGGAUUAUCCAAAGAGCAAAUCAAGUGAGGAGAUAUCGGAUAGUCUUAAGGAUGAAAAAGUGCUGGACCAGAACCAAUCUGAAAUUCGUAAGGAGCAGAAAAAACCAGAUCGGCAGGAGAAACCUGUUUUACCGGUUGCAAAGCCUGUACAACCCGUAUCGAAAUCAUUAGUGAAAGAAAAAGCAGAUCGGCAGGAGGAGAAACCUGUUUUACCGGUUGCGAAGCCUGUACAACCAGUAUCGAAAUCAUCAGUGAAAGAAAAACCUGAUUUACAGUUGAAAAAACCUGAUUUACCAGAACAUGUACAACCAGUGUCAAAGUCAUCAGAUGUGAAGACUGAUGCAAAACAGAGCGCCACUCAACUUAAAGUCACAACUGAAAGAAGGCGGUUUUAUGAGAACACCGGCGAUGUCAUGCAGAAAUCCUCACAGAUAAAAUCCAAGAUUAACGACAUCAGGAACGAACGAAAACAAGAAGACGCCAAGUCAAAGAGUAAAUUUUUGUUUCACGACAAAAACAAGGAGGACAAAGCGGCAAAGAAAUUAGAACCGACGAAAAUGAAAUCUGGGAAGUUUGAGAGUUUGUUAUCGAAGUUUUCAAAACCGCACGCCGCGAGCCAAGAAGAUUCGAAGAAGAAGAAAUACGCGAAGGAAGCGAGGAGAUUGACCAGUGGAAGUGUCAAGAAUAACAGGAUUAAAAACGAGUUCGAAUUCGAAGAACCUCGCACGAGAAGAAAAUCAGAUCAAAUGGGUUCAAGAAUAAAUUGGCAAGCCAUUCGGGGAGGGACGGACGAAAGGUUGAAGACGGCGGAGUCUCUUAAGACGAGCCAACAAACCAAGAGAAGUGAUGGUCUUGCACGAAGCAGUGAAUACCGCAGGGAGACGACUGGAAAAGCGGAAGGACUGACGCGAAUUACGACAUCAGAUGAUAAGACGAAGCUCAAGAGUACAACAUUAGAAAAACCCUCUGCUAUUGAAAAGACCCUAACAACGAGCGUCAUUAAAACCGAGAUUCCAAAAUCAACGUCGUCGAAGUCCUUUGAUAAUGGUGCCUUGAGGAACCAACGGGAUGAAAAACCCUUUGCUAUAGAAAAUACCCUAACUACGAGUGUCAUUAAAACCGAUAUUCCAAAUUUAACGUCGUCGAAGUCUUUUGAUAAUGGUGCCUUGAGGAACCAACAGGAUGAUGCUUCUGUUUGGGUCAGAAGAGCAACUACAAGUCUAAUCGAAGAGAGAAGUAAAGGUUUUCGAAGUAACAGAAGGGGCGUACUAGGAUUAAGCCACACUUCUGCUAAAGCCGAGGUGAUGAAGUGGGAACAACGUCAGAACAAUGAGGUAGAUUCUUCUCCCAGAAGGCCGAGAUCAUCACCUUUGAAGCCUAUGACAGACAGACCCCUCGUAAGGGAGUGGCAGAAGACUAGUACUUCAGUACACAAUACGACAGUGACGGUGAAUACAAAAGACACACGGAAAGUACCUUCCGUUGAACUGGGUACCGCUGUAAAAGAUAAGGAACAUACUCUACUCGUUCAAACAUCCCCUCCACCUAUUUCAGAAUCCCAAAGUGAAGUGUUUAAAAAGCGGAAAGAUUCAGGUACUAACGUCAAAACUGAAGAACGUAAAGUUAACCACUCGGAAACCCAUGGGAAUGAAAAGCCAUUGGUGGAGAACGCGGGAAAAUACAGAAAUGUGGUGGAGAACCCACAAAACGAAUCCCGAAAAACGGAAAAUAAAAGUUCCAAACAUAAAAAAGAUAAAGAACGAAGCGAAAUUAAAACAGAAAUUCAAUCUGGAAACACUUCUGCUUUUCCAGAAUUCGAUUUGACAUUUCAAAAAAUUGUCCCUGUGGAGAAUGAUGCUGAAUUACCGGUAGAAGAUGAUGAUUUCAUUUGGGUGAUGACGUCAGAGACAAACCCAAACCUAGAGUUAUUGGUAUCUCCGACUAAAAAAUCAAAAAGUCAUUCCAAAGUGUCGAGAAGAAGAAGUACCAAAUCGAGCGAGGCAGACACGGAGCCUUCAGUACGUGAAAACAGCGGUGGCAGACGAAGAAGUACCAAAUCAAGCGAGGCAGAUACUGAGCCUUCUGCCCAUGUGGACAGCGGCAGAGGACGAAGAAGUACCAAAUCGAGCGAGGCAGACACGGGUCCUUCAGUGACUGUGGACAGCGGCAGGAGACGAAGAAGUACCAAAUCGAGCGAGGCAGACACGGAGCCUUCAGUACGUGAGAACAGCGAUGGUAGACGAAGAAGUAUCAAAUCGAGCGAGGCAGACACGGAGCCUUCAGUGACUGUGGACAGCGGCAGGAGACGAAGAAGUACCAAAUCGAACGAGGCAGACACGGAACCUUCAGUACUCGAAAACAGCGGUGGCAGACGAAGGAGUGCAAAAUCGUUUGAGGUGGAAAAUGAAACUGCAGUUUUUGAGAGCAGCAGUAGUACAAGAAAUAAAAACACAAGCGUAGUAGAAGUUGUGCCUACAGUACGAUUGGCCAGCGGGAAUACCAAAUUAAUUGAUGAUGCGUCUUCAGACACACCUUUGCAAGUCAAAACGAUUCCAAUGACGUCGGGUGUAACAACCGUCAACUUUGAAAUCAAUACGGGAAAAUUUAAGCUAAAGUAAACUAGCUAACUUAAGGACAGAUAUUUUUUUWAACGUAUAAUUGUUUCCUCAUAUUCUUAUUAUGAUAUACUAGACUGGUACCGUGAAAAAUUCACGACUUAUCAAAGACUGUCUUGUUCUAGACAGCAUUAUUUUGAUCACCAUCUUGAUAUAUUGGUCACGCGAAGAAAAAGCACGAGAGUAUCGUCGAAGCAACAAACAUGGCGGCGUUGUAAGCUGACAUAAGCGUGCGAUUUUCUCGAAAUUCCCAAAAGUAAAUCGUUUCAAAUGAAAACCAAAUUGCGCAAUUCCUCGCCUGUAAUGUAGAAAAGGCGUGGAUUUGAUAUUUUCUUGCUUGGCCAUUCUUCUGUGAUUGGAGGAAAACGCUUCUCUCUUGCGCUAUUAUAUAUAUAUAUAUAUAAUUAUGGGAAAGGCGGAUUGGCUUUGUAAGCUGUGCGAUAGUGCUAUGCUUUUGGAACAAGAUAUAUAACCUACGCUGGAGUGAGCGUUACUUGAGUUUGUUGUCCAAGCAGCACCAAAUCGUAACAAAUUCGCUGUCCCGGAAAAGCUUAGUUAUCCAGUCUGCUAUUUUCCACUUAUGACAUAUAGGAAUGUUAUACACUUAUUUCAAUAAAGUUAGUCACCUGAAAAGCUAUAAAGCUGAGGCCGACCAGGAUUAUGGGUAGAUUCAUUUUACACGUUCAACCGCUUGACAACUGUCCAUGGACUUGUGAAUCUUUUACCGGUUACAGUCUCACCUCUUCUGAGCAUCAUCGAGCUGCAAGUUGUAUUAAAAAAGCUUUGUAUAUAUAUGCUUUUUUGAUAUGAAAAGUUUCCCAUGAUGCUCAGUGAUCUUAGCUUUCUAGGUUUUUGGUGACUAACUUUAAUGAAAUAAGUGUAUUCAUCGAAUAAGAAGCGCACAAACGAUUUUGGGUUGGUAACUUUUAGAAUACCAGCUUCGUAUUUAGCAAAGCCACACGAGUAAAUACAAUUAUCUAGCGUAAGAAGAAUUAUAAUAAACCAAAAUAUUUAUAGAUAAAUAUUUAAGUUGAAUGAUAGCUUAAAGUAAUGUUGAUAUUUAAUUAAUAAGUAUUUCAAGAUUAACUAGUGCCCAGACUUCACACUGUCCAUUUAUUGAGUGUAGCCUGGAGAGCAAAUUGGUUAGGAUUUUUUUAUUGAAAACUAAAAAUUCUUAUUUUGUCAAUUUUAUAAAGUAUUAUUUUAUCUCGUCAGACGAUAAUAUUUAAGAGCACAACCCUUUAUCUCUAUCUUUCAAUAAAAUAACUGCAUUAUGCAUUAUUACUUGUG
Actinia tenebrosa (Australian red waratah sea anemone) is the source of this 5891-nucleotide messenger RNA. RefSeq lists its product as uncharacterized. Gene Ontology annotation, biological process: protein phosphorylation; intracellular signal transduction; positive regulation of apoptotic process. Gene Ontology annotation, cellular component: nucleus. Gene Ontology annotation, molecular function: protein serine/threonine kinase activity; ATP binding. Lineage: Eukaryota; Metazoa; Cnidaria; Anthozoa; Actiniaria; Actiniidae. The record is from RefSeq and is a predicted model, not a curated record.